Ophidiomyces ophidiicola is the source of this 1347-nucleotide messenger RNA. It is a transcript of the gene MDM10, whose product is annotated as Mitochondrial distribution and morphology protein 10. Gene Ontology annotation, cellular component: ERMES complex; SAM complex. The transcript is spliced from 2 exons. Gene Ontology annotation, biological process: phospholipid transport; protein insertion into mitochondrial outer membrane; mitochondrial outer membrane translocase complex assembly. NCBI's taxonomy places the organism in Eukaryota, Fungi, Ascomycota, Eurotiomycetes, Onygenales, Onygenaceae. The record is from RefSeq and is a predicted model, not a curated record. Bases 1 to 1347 code for a protein of 448 amino acids.
AUGCUAGAUUUCAUGGAGUACAUCCAGCUUGCCUUUGAUGAUGCCACAUGUUGGAACCGAAAUAACUCGUACACUGCGCUCACAGAUACUGCAAAUGCUCUUCUUGACUUCUAUAUCCCUGAACGGUUUCGCGUUCAUCUUUCGUCCCUUUCAACCCCUCAAUUCGCAACCGCCUAUACCUUGGGCACAGUAGGGCUUAUCGACGGCUCAAUAUCCUACCUCUUCAGUACUCUGCCCCUUAGUGGUACACCCAGUAGAAGCACCGUAAUUCCCUUACGGAGAUUAGUACCAGGAUAUAAGCAGAUCUAUCCUCCCUCGGCUCCUGCACCUUGGGACCCUAUUUGGGUUGGGGAUAGCACUGCAAACGUAAAAGAUGAUGGAAUAGGGGAGAAUAAACGAAAAGAAUCUCUAUUUCAUGCCACACUGCACCUACCCCCUCCUACAACCCUGAAUGGCUUAUUUCUCCGCAGGCUAUCUCCUACAACUCGAUUGUCACUGGCAAUAUGCUCUACUCAAGCAACGCAAUUGUCCAAGUCUAUUCCGCAAGCCUCGGUCCUUGGCCAGCUAUCGCACGAUACUGGAAAAUAUAGCGCUGAACUUUUAUUUAGCACCGACAAUGCUCUGUUGGGGUUUAAAGGGCUUUGGAAUUUCGGACUCGACCCUAGAAACACGGUGGACGGGAACCGCUUGAAAAGGUCGUUUCAAUCGGCUUCGCUGAUAUCUGCUGGUGGGGAGAUGUACUAUUCACCUCUUUCAUCGGUCGUUGGUAUUUCUACGGGCAUACGAUUUACCACCUUACCGCCGGCUUCAGAGGCUGUACACUCUCCCUCAUCGCCUGCGCUCCCAGCACCAUCCCCAAUAUCAACAUUCCCGUAUACCUUAACUCUUACUUUGACGCCUCUUACUGGCUCUCUUUCGACAACGUAUUCGCUUCUCGCCUCACCGAACCUAGCAUUUAGUUCUCGGUUUGGGUUUAACGUAUAUAGCUGGGAGAGUGAAAUGGUCGCUGGAUGUGAAUUAUGGAGGCGAAAAAGAAAAUCGUCUCAAAGAGAUAAUCUCGCCUGGGCCAAAAGAAAGAUGGGUUUAUUAUCUCCGCUUUAUACACCACCAGCAGCCAACAAUGUUGGUCGUGGCACUCUUAGUGUGGUCGACGAAUCUGACUCGGUCAUAAAGCUUCGAGUGGACCAAUCGUUAAAUUUUAAAGUACUCUGGGAAGGGCGAGUAAAAGACCUCCUAGUCAGCGCGGGAGUAGGACUCGGACCGUCAGCUACCUCCAUUUCACCGUCCGCUGGUAGUACUACGUACGGCUGGACCAGCGUUGGUGUAUCUGUACUAUAUUCGACAUGA